AUGGAAAACUCAACACAGAUUAUGUCAUUUGUGUUGGCUAUGUAUGUUAACUUGGGACACUUAAAGUACCUAUGUUUCACUGUGGCAAUGUUAUUUUAUUUAUCUGUUAUUUUUGCCAACAUUCUUCUUAUUGUCAUCAUUACUCUGGAUAGAAAUCUGCAUGAGCCCAUGUAUCUAUUCUUGUGCAAUUUGUUUGUUAAUGAAAUAUAUGGCAGCACAUCUUUGUUGCCAUGCUUGAUGGUACAAAUCUUGUCAGAGACACAUGAAAUCUCUGCAUUUUUCUGCUUCAUUCAAAUAUUCAACAUUCAUACAUAUGUCGCUAUUGAAUUUGGAACGUUAACAAUAAUGGCAUAUGACAGGUAUAUAUGUAUUUGUAAGCCUUUACAUUACAAUGUCAUAAUAACCAAAAGAAUAGUACAGAAGGUCAUUCUUGUUAUUUGGACAGUUUCUUUUGUAGAAGUUGGAGUUUUACUGUCAUUCACUAUUAAUUUAAAGCGCUGUCGAGCUGUUAUCAACAAGGUCUUUUGUGCACACCACCUCGUAGUUGAACUUUCUUGUUCAUCAGACAGGACGGUGUCACUUAUUCACGAUCUGGUUUUUGGCCUUAUUUUCACUGUUGCAGCUCCUGUCAGUUAUAUAUCAUUCACUUAUGUGAAGAUUUUGGCAGUGUGUUCCAAAGCUUCCAAAGAGACCAAAAGUAAAGCUUUUGACACCUGUACUCCACAUUUUAUUUCACUCAUUAGCUUUGUCUUUGCCUGUUUUUAUAGCUUGAUCACUCAGAGAUUUGACAUGUUCUCUGUCCCCUAUCCACUGUGUGUUUUCUUGUCUAUGUAUGUGGUGAUCAUUCAGCCUCUUCAAAAUCCAGUCAUUUACGGUCUUAAAUUGUCAAAGAUUAGACAAGCUUGUAAAAAUUUGUUGACAUUAAAAGCAUCACAACUUUGAAGAUAGGAAAAGGAGUCUGUGUACAACCUGAGUUGAAUCAGAAGCAGAAGCAAAAUCAGAAUCAAGUUUUAUUGGCCAAAUGAAU
Messenger RNA from Scatophagus argus, 1027 nucleotides. RefSeq names its product olfactory receptor 4P4-like. Gene Ontology annotation, biological process: G protein-coupled receptor signaling pathway. Lineage: Eukaryota; Metazoa; Chordata; Actinopteri; Scatophagidae. The transcript has a single exon. Gene Ontology annotation, cellular component: membrane. Bases 1 to 942 code for a protein of 313 amino acids. The record is from RefSeq and is a predicted model, not a curated record. Gene Ontology annotation, molecular function: G protein-coupled receptor activity; olfactory receptor activity.